AUGACUCAGGUAAGGGCCAUCGGAUGCGUAGGAUCGCCGUUACCUCUCCGUUGGGCGGUCAAGCUAGGCGUAGCUCGCAGUCCCAUUUGGCUCUCCAGCACAUUGACUGGCGAGAAGAAGGACGCGAGACGAGAACGCUCACGAUGGGAUCCACCUGGUCCGCAAAACGAUAGCAUAUGA
Molecule: messenger RNA, 180 nt
Organism: Penicillium brevicompactum
Lineage: Eukaryota; Fungi; Ascomycota; Eurotiomycetes; Eurotiales; Aspergillaceae
Exons: 1
Coding region: 1-180 (59 amino acids)
Source: RefSeq, a predicted model, not a curated record